This is a messenger RNA of Mucor velutinosus, 819 nucleotides long. RefSeq lists its product as uncharacterized. Lineage: Eukaryota; Fungi; Mucoromycota; Mucoromycetes; Mucorales; Mucoraceae. Gene Ontology annotation, molecular function: RNA binding. The record is from RefSeq and is a predicted model, not a curated record. Bases 1 to 819 code for a protein of 272 amino acids. Gene Ontology annotation, cellular component: nucleoplasm. The transcript is spliced from 6 exons.
AUGACCAACUGGACCAUUUCUAUCCCCGAAACCCCCUCUCCCAAUUACGUACUUGUCAAGAACAUUGCUCUUGAAUCCACCGAGCAAACUGUCAAGGAAUUUUUCUUGUUUUGUGGUAAAAUUAAGGAAUUUGAAUUGAAAGUUGAUGAGGAGGACGAAAAGCAUCAAGUUGCAUUGAUCCACUUUGAACGCGAGUCUGCAGCCAAGACUGCUGCCCUCUUGAGCAAUGCCUUGAUUGAUGAAAGCCAUAUUGUCGCAUCACCUUAUUUCGACAUUCCUAGUAGCCCCUCAGCUGAUAACGAAAGAUCUGUCGAGAGCCCUGAACAAAACGAAACUCAAGAAGGCAAGCCCAAGUCUCGCAUUGCUGCCGAGAUCUUGGCUAACGGCUACAUGCUUCAGGAUCACGUCGUUGCCAAGGGUCUUGAAUACGACAACAAGUACAAUGUCAGUUCUCGUUUGACUGGAUUCUUGUCUAGCUUGCAAUCCAGCGCAAAGCAAUUCGAUGAAAAGUAUCGAAUCUGGGAUAAGGCUGUUGGUAUUGAUCAAAAAUACAAGAUUGGUGAGAAGGUUCAAACCGCUGCUCAAACUGCUCAAACCAAGGCCCAAGCUGCUCUUCAAACACCUACUGGACAAAAGGUACAAGACCUUGCUAAUCAAACAUUGGCUCAAAUCGCCGCUGUUCAUUACGAAGCCAAAAAGAUUCAGGGCGAAAAGUUGAGCUCUCAUGGUGCCUCUUCUCCCUCUACAUCUUCUACUGCUGCCGUUGCUGCUACUGAUGCCAAGACCACCGAGGCUGCUGCUGAUGUUAAGACUGCUUAA